Messenger RNA from Chara braunii, 2999 nucleotides. Lineage: Eukaryota; Viridiplantae; Streptophyta; Charophyceae; Charales; Characeae. The record is from the annotation of a GenBank genome assembly.
GAGCGGCACGGGAUUGCCUGACGGCGUUGGAGAAGUGAAAUCAUCAUCAUCAUCAUCAUGGCUCUUGGGCGCGGCGUAGCGCCGUCUACUUCGACACGUGUCAAUUGUGAGGGCAACGGCCGAGGGUUCGCCGAUCAUCAUCCCUCCAGAGGGAAGUUUGCCGGUCGUUGGGAUUGGGGAGGUAGCGCGGGACCGGUCGGCGGUCCCGAUGUCGCUGGCGGCGGUGGGGGCGGGGGCGGGGGGGGGGGGGGGGGCGGGGGCGGCGGCGGCGGCGGCCGUCGCUCCGACGAGAGCUCUGUGACUCCUGCCCCUCCCUUUCUGCAGCGCAUUGUUCCUCUGGGCGGGGGAGAAGAUUCCAACGACACUGCACUUUGUUGCAGCCAGGACUUCUUCUGUACCCCUGAUUUCAUCACACCUGUCGAACAACAGUUCUCCGUUGAUCUUGAUGCCACGCGGAUGGACAAGAUCGCGCCACGCAACUCGCCCGUGCAAAUGACCCCUCCUCGCGGGAAACGCCCCCGGGAAGACCUGAGCUUUUUGUGCUGGGCAGGUCAGGAUCCCAGCGCACAAGGGGAUCAUCAUAAUCAUCAUCAUCAUCAUCAGCAGCAACAGGACCAGGAUCCGGAGGCGCUGUGGUCGCCCGUCUCGCUGGGAAAAGGGACCCAGCGGCAGCAGCACCAGCAGCAGCACCAGCAGCAGCUGGAACAAGUGCCGUUAUGGUCGCCGCCGCCAUCAGCAAGAAGGAAAGGGGGGAGAGGGGUGGAGGAGAGCGAGCACGCGGAGCCUCUGUGGUCCCCCCCUCCUGCUACUCAAAAACUAGGGAAAGAACUAUCGUCCCCAACGUCCGAUUGCGGACAAGUGUCACUCUCCUCCCAGCCUCAGCAGCAAUCAUGGGAUAAGAUGGCAGUGACGACGAUGAGGCAGAAGACUCCAUCAGCGCCGGAAACUUCGAUGAAGGAUCACACCGGCUUGCGCCCGGUCCCGAUGUCCAUCGAGAAGCUCCCCACCGAUGAGGCCAUCAUCGGUAGCAGGCUGGGACUACCGGGAUCCGGAUGUCAACGGGGGGAUGACGCCAUGCUGGGAUCGCCCAGCCCAUCUAACGGACUUGCAUCCCCAAUGAGAGUGGACUUGUCAUCGUCGGCGAAUGGCACGCCGCAAUCUCAUUAUCAACGGGUGACAACUUCCAGGGCCGAUGAUCAGGCCCGCAGAGACCAACAAGGAGGCAGACACCGGACGGUGGGAGAGGGAUCGGGAUUACGAACGGGACCAGGUCCCGAUUGCAUGCGAUUUGCCACAGGGGCACAUGAUGAGGAACCAUGCGGGAAUCUGAGGCAAAGAACAGACGGGGCUCUGUUCCAUCAACAAAACCCGGGCGAUGGCACGUGUCUUCAAGGAGGAGGAGGUGGAGGAGGACGAGGACGAGGAGGAGGAGAGGGAUGGGCGAGAGGAGGGGGAUGGGGAGGAGGAGGAGGAGGAGGAAGAGGAGGAGAGGUAUGGGCGAGAGGAGGGGGAUGGGGAGGAGGAGGAGGAGGAGGAGGAGGAGGAGGAGGAGGAGGAGGAGUGGUGGGGUUGUCGUUCAAGAAGGAUGAAGAAGAUGAGGAGGGUGGUCAUAUGAUAGCCUCGGCUUUUUGUGGCAGGGGAAUCGGCGAACGAGGAGGAGGAGCAGGUGGACCUGAUGUCUCCAAUCUCGUGCUUGCACCAAUUCCCCCCAACACUCGUACUCGACUCGCUGCCUUGAGAAGACGUCUUAAGCAAUCCCCCUUUUGGAUCCGGAACCCAUUCUUAUCAGAAGACGACAAAGGAGGGUCGGCAGCAGCAGGAGAAGCAGGUACACAAGGUGGAGGAAGAGGAGGAGGGAGAACAGGGGAAGGACCAGGAGGAAGAGGUGGCGGUGAAGGAGGAGGAGCAGCAGGAGCAACAGGAACACAAGGAGGAGUAGGAGGAGGGAGCGCAGGAGGUAGAGGUGGAGGAGGGAGUACAGGAGGAAGAGGAGGAGGAGGAGGAGGGAGUGCAGGAGGAAGAGGAAGAGGAGAAGUCGAGGAAUCGGAUGGGCGGAAGUUGGCUAAUGGCUCUGCUGUUGGAGUGAAGUCUUGUUCUGUAAUUACUUCUUUGCCCCCUACAAGUGACUUCAUCUCCAGGUAUCGGGAGGACUUUCAGGAGAUUGCAGAAAUUGGUCGAGGGCAUUUUUGUCGUGUUUACAAAGUUCGCCAUCGAAUCGACGGCUGUCUUUAUGCCGUCAAAAGGACAAAUCGACAGCUACUCAGUGAUCUGGACAGGAGAAAGGCACUCACAGAAGUCCAGGCCCUUUCGGUGGCUGGCUGUCAUCCCAACAUUCUACGGUAUUAUACUUCUUGGUUUGAGAACGAUUACUUGUACAUUCAGACCGAACUUUGCUCCGCAAGUCUUUUGCAUAUACGAAACAAUGGAUCCCGAUUUUCUGAGACAGAUCUCCUGCAGAUUCUGUCCCAGCUUUCCAAAGGCUUGGCCCAUCUCCACAACAGAGGACUGGUGCACCUCGACCUAAAACCCGAUAACAUCUAUGUGUUGGAAGACCAAGGGGUAUACAAGAUUGGCGAUUUUGGGAGAGCGACAAAGUGUGAUGCCAGCAUGGAUAUCGAAGAAGGAGAUGCUAGGUACAUGCCGUUAGAGAUUCUUAAUGAUAACUACAGCCAAUUACCGAAGACUGACAUGUUUUCGCUCGGAGUGACGGUUUACGAACUGGCCAGAGGAACCCCUCUUCCAUCGUCUGGGCAUCAAUUUCAAGCCAUCAGGCAAGGAAAGGUCAUGCUUUUGCCUGGGUAUUCUUUGCCAUUCCAGCAGCUAAUUAAACAGUUGUUGAAUCCGAAUCCUUCCUUCAGACCUUCGGCAGAAGAAGUCCUUCGCCAUCAAGUCUUCGUCAAGCUGAGGAGCGCUUCGGAUUGAUCGACGGGAUUUGAAUUCUUUUCCCUUUCAGCAACUAAUGUAAAUGUUUGUGCUGUCAAUUUGUCACAUUCGAAUGC